AUGGCAUGUCAAGAGUUGAAGAGGGAAAGCUACAAAAUCACAGGUGAUCCAAAGAAGCCUGAUGGUGCUGUGCCAAGUUCCGCCCGCAGAUUAGUCACAACAAGCAUUGACCAGUUUGAUUUCUCGCAGGAUGAAGACUUCAAAAAGCCCAUGAUCACAAUCGCUGCUCCGUGCCCCACUUUCUAUAUCCUUGCGGAAGAGGUGCCGGGUCUGCUGUGGAGUCUUGAAGAUGUGCCAGCUUCAGUCCUGAUAGGAUUCGAACGCUGGCGAAGAGCUGCUGAAGGAGAGCAUCAUGGAAUCCGACACAGGAUCAAAAGCAUGCUUUUCACCAGGCAAUCAGUGCAAGAUCGACUGACAUCCGCAGUGCGGAGCGGCAUUCCGCCCAACCUCAGGGGAACUAUGUGGUUCCUUUGCAGUGGUGGCUUGAGCAAACGGCGGUCGAGCAAAGAAUCAUAUGCUUCGCUAGUGCAAGAAGGCCACAGAUGCAAAGAUUCCACGGCUGGCAGGACAAUAGCCAAUGACUUGCCACGGACUGGCUGUGAUGAAUCGCUCCUGCCAUCGCUGGAAAACGUCCUCCUGGCCUAUGCGGUCCGCAACAAGGAGAUUGGCUACUGUCAGUCCAUGAACUUUGUUGUCGCCACCAUGCUGAUGUACUGCAGCGAAGAGCAGAGCUUCUGGAUCUUGUGCAGUUUGGUGGAAGAUGUCCUCCCAGAAGGAUACUAUACGGAGACCCUUAGCGGGCUUCGUGCAGACUUGCAUCUCUUCAAUUGGUGUGUCCAACAAUUUGUACCACAGCUGGGCCAGCAUUUCGAUCAGAAUUGCAUUGAUGUUGCUCCGAUCUUGAUGAAUUGGUUUAUGUGUCUAUUUGUCAAUACCCUGCCGACGGAACACGCGCAUCGCGUCUUGGACUGCGUGCUCCACGAGGGCCACAAAGCCCUGUUCCGAACAGGACUUUGCGCUGCGGCAGCGCGAUGA
Messenger RNA from Cladocopium goreaui, 975 nucleotides. NCBI's taxonomy places the organism in Eukaryota, Dinophyceae, Suessiales, Symbiodiniaceae. The record is from the annotation of a GenBank genome assembly.